AUGCAGACACGUAACCAAGCUAAAAGUAAGCGGUCCGACAACUUAAGCAACAUGGACCAAGGAGAUAAUAAUUUGAUUUCGAAUGUUAAUGCGUCGGGCAGUUCCGAAAAUACAAUGGGAAAUACUUCAGACGAAAUGCAAAACAGGACGAACGGGCUCACAGCAGAGCCAGAAAUAAAUUUGCCUCCUACUAACCAAAUUGAUUUGGCAGAACUCAUGAGAACCUUAUUGCAACAAAAUAAAGAGUCAUCCGAAAAAUCGAUCCGCGAGCUAGGCGAACAAAUGACGCAGAAAUCUGAAAAAUCUAUCCGCGAGCUAGGCGAACAAAUGACGCAGAAAUCUGAAAAAUCUAUCCGCGAGCUAGGCGAACAAAUAGACGAAAAACUAAUCCAGCAGACAAAUAAAGUCGACAAGUCGAUGCAGAGAGUGUCCGAUGAUAUCUCACAAAGAAUAAACAAUCUGGCAAGUGAAAUAAAAAGUGAUAUUAUGAAAGAAUUAGGCCGUACAUUUGAACAAAUCGAGGAUCGUCUGCAAGCCUUAGAACAGAGCAAGCGGAGGGGCGAUGCCGAAUCUAAAGAAAGCGAAGAACGGCUACUUAGGAAUUUCCAAGAGCUGAGGGAAGAAUGCCAAAGGGAGCACCAGCAGGUACUCUCGAGGGUCCAAGAGGCAGAAACGCAUUGUCCCACGUCCGUUAGCAACACAAUAGCGGACAACAGUUUAGCGAUCCACGCGUUGCAACAGCAAGUAGAACAAUUGAAGCAGACUGGGGCGGAGGACAAGAGACAAAUAGAUGAUAAGAUUGCGGCAUUAGCGGACAUUGUAGGCACGAUGAAGCUGACGGAAAGCGAGAACAAUACUACACCGGUAGCGGCCGCAGAGACCGAAGAAGUGCGUUCGCUUCUGAGAUUUCAGAAGGGACAAUUCGAAGUGAACAGGCAACACAAGGCUGUAACAGGCGAAUUACAAGAACGCGUGGCGCAUCUGGAAAACCGCAUGGCGUGUGAUUCCGAACUCGCCAAUAGCACUAAAAAUAGCCGUACGAACAGUGCAGAGAGGGACUCCGGCCACGAGGGAGAUUUUGACGACAGGGAAGAAUGUAAUUUGAGGGGCAGACAUGAGAAAAAUAGAAACAUUCAAGGGCCUCGACAGGAGGAAAUGCGGGGAUUUGAUUUCAAACAUUUCCUUACGCUGAGUACGGAAAGUGCUGUCUGUGGAUUUCGUAAGUAG
Messenger RNA from Schistocerca americana (American grasshopper), 1227 nucleotides. Its product is annotated as structural maintenance of chromosomes protein 2-1-like. NCBI's taxonomy places the organism in Eukaryota, Metazoa, Arthropoda, Insecta, Orthoptera, Acrididae. The transcript has 2 exons. The record is from RefSeq and is a predicted model, not a curated record. Bases 1 to 1227 code for a protein of 408 amino acids.